AUGCUCAACGCGGCAUACUCGUCGAUUCUCGCUAGAUUUAUGUGUCAACAGACGACGCAGAUUCCGGAAGAAGAAGUCGUACUAAUAGCGAAGAAGGUUCGGAAGACGUCGGAAUCGGAAUCGGAGAAACAGAAGUGUACAGCUACAGUACCCCCUCCCGCUUCGGUUUCAAGUAAAAGACGAACGAUGAAGGUGUCACCGGACGGAGAUCAUGUUACACAUCGAAAAAACUCGUCAUCCCAUGCGAGAACCACUGGAGCAACUGGAAUGUCGAGUCGAUCGGCGGCGCGGCGAAACGAUCAAGAUGUGCAUGUUGGAAAGUAUAAAUUGCUGAAAACGAUUGGAAAGGGAAAUUUUGCAAAGGUGAAACUAGCAAAACAUGUGAUCACCGGACACGAAGUCGCCAUCAAAAUCAUUGAUAAAACUGCCCUGAAUCCUUCAAGUCUCCAAAAACUAUUCCGUGAAGUGAAAAUUAUGAAACAAUUGGACCAUCCGAACAUCGUGAAACUAUAUCAAGUGAUGGAGACCGAACAGACACUAUACCUAGUUCUGGAAUACGCGUCCGGUGGUGAAGUGUUCGAUUAUCUGGUCGCUCACGGACGAAUGAAGGAGAAGGAGGCGAGAGCGAAAUUCAGACAAAUCGUAUCGGCUGUUCAAUAUUUGCAUUCGAAAAAUAUUAUUCAUCGAGACUUGAAAGCGGAAAAUUUGCUGUUAGAUCAAGAUAUGAACAUAAAAAUUGCUGAUUUUGGAUUCUCGAAUACGUUCUCACUUGGAAAUAAACUUGACACAUUUUGUGGCUCACCGCCCUACGCUGCACCCGAAUUGUUCUCUGGAAAGAAGUACGAUGGACCUGAAGUGGACGUGUGGAGUCUUGGAGUCAUCCUAUACACCCUAGUAUCUGGAAGUCUUCCGUUUGAUGGACAAAAUCUGAAAGAGCUGAGAGAGCGAGUGCUCCGAGGCAAAUACCGUAUCCCGUUCUACAUGUCGACGGAUUGUGAGAAUUUGUUGAAGAAAUUCUUGGUGAUAAAUCCGCAACGACGAUCGUCACUCGAUAAUAUUAUGAAGGAUCGAUGGAUGAAUGUUGGAUAUGAGGAUGAUGAGCUGAAACCGUUCAUUGAGCCACCGAAAGAUCAGAUUGAUGAGCAGAGGAUUGAGAAGUUGAUUCAGAUUUUCCAGCUCGGUUUCAACAAGGCGACCAUCCUGGAAAGUGUCGAAAAAGAGAAAUUCGAAGAUAUCCACGCCACUUAUCUUCUUCUAGGAGAACGUAAAUCUGAUAUGGACGCGAGUGAGAUCACGAUGGCCCAAUCGCUUCUCAGCCAUUCAUCUAUCAAUGUUUCGUCGUCACUGGGUCAACAUCCAGCCGGCGUCAUCACUAGGGAGCAUGUGACGUCAUCGUCAGCGUCUGGAGGCUCUGCUUCACCAUCCCGAUACUCUCGAUCAUCCGCCACCGCUACCGGCCCCUCCAUCACUACUGGAUCCGCCCUCGCUUCCGCUGCCAACGCUCAGAAACAUCAGACUACUGUACCCGCUUCUGGAUCCUCAUCAUCACGAAGAAGCUCUCAGAACGAUGCGGCCACCACCGCUGGCGGCACCGGAGCAACCGUUGUGAUGAGUGGAACGAGACAUGGAGGAGUUCAGAUGAGACAACAGCCGACGAGCAGACAGGCGGCUAUCAGUUUGUUGCAACCACCCAGUUAUAAGCCUUCAUCCAACACCACCCAAAUCGCUCAAAUCCCGCCACUAUUCAAUCGUAACUCGACAACUACCUCAUCCACCGCUCAGGCAUCAACUGGAAUUACAGCUGGAGCACGGAAGAUUGCUGAUCCGAAAGGACGUAUCCCAUUGAACUCGACUGCUGUUCAAUCUCAUCGUACGGCGACUGGAGCUGUCGCGGCGAAUACCGGUGGAAUUCCGAGUCAUCGUGACCACGCCCAACAGCAACAGUACAUGAAUCAACUGACGUCGUCGACGAUGAUGUCCAAGUUGAUUAAUAAGACACCGGCUGCUGGUGGAGUGAACAAUGCCACGUCUACAUCCUCCUCGUCGUCCACCACGUCAUCUGCCGCACCACUUCAGAAAUCGGGAUCUCAAAUCUCACACGCCCCGACGGAACCGGUGAUUCGAGAGGACGACGAUGAGAACAGCAGUGAGCAUCAAAAUGGAAAUGUGCCAUUGAUUGGAGGUGUUGGACCACAGACAUCGCCUGCCACCGCUACGGCUCCAUCAGAAGACGUGACGUCUUCGGAAACACAGAAACAGCAGGAGAAGGCGUCGAGUGAGACACCGAAAGAGAUCAACCCGCUCAUCUGGCAGAAUUUGCAUCUCAACAGUCUUCUGAAGUCUCUACUCGAAUCGACAACGAUGUCUUCUGCUUCUGAAACCCCGCGACGCCCUUCUGAAGUGUUGGCGGAACGACGUUCUGAGCCAUUGGCUGCUCCACAGCGUCAACGUCGUCAAACGAUGGCUGUAGACUCGAGACAUCUUCAGCAGACUCCGCCCACUUCUGAUAGAUCAUAUCCAGACGAAACGACGUUGGAUCGUCAGAUGCGUGCACUGUAUGUGUCGACGGCUCGAACGCCACGUGGUCAUGUGCUUCCGACACCGCCAACGUCGAAUUCGACGUCUUCAAGCUUUAUUGUGGAGCCACAAACAGCGCCGCCGGUGCUCACGGCCACGACGACGUCUCCAUUGAAGACGACGACGUCACCGUACUUCAAGCGGACGUCUUCAUUUAGAAUGGUGCAUUUUUAUUAG
Messenger RNA from Caenorhabditis remanei, 2754 nucleotides. RefSeq lists its product as uncharacterized. Gene Ontology annotation, cellular component: cytoplasm. NCBI's taxonomy places the organism in Eukaryota, Metazoa, Nematoda, Chromadorea, Rhabditida, Rhabditidae. Gene Ontology annotation, biological process: protein phosphorylation; intracellular signal transduction; microtubule cytoskeleton organization. Bases 1 to 2754 code for a protein of 917 amino acids. The record is from RefSeq and is a predicted model, not a curated record. Gene Ontology annotation, molecular function: protein serine/threonine kinase activity; tau-protein kinase activity; ATP binding. The transcript is spliced from 8 exons.